AAUCCCCGCGACUGCAGCAGCGCCGGCUCCCUCCCGGUCCCCGCCUCGGCCCCGGGCUCCGAAGCGGCUCGGGGGCGCCCUGUCGGUCAGCGUCGUCGCCCACCCCCUGCCCAGCCCCAGCCCCCGGGGACCCAGGCUCGCCAGCGCGCGGCGGGGAGCCGGCCGGGACGCGCCAUGGGGGGCCCCUCCGCCCUGCCCCUGCUGCUGCUCCUCGCCUGCUGCGGGGCGCCCGGUGGGGCCAACCUCUCCCAGGACGGCUACAGGCAGGAGCAGGAUUUGGAGCUGGGAACUCUGGCUCCACUCGGCGAGGCCAUCAGCUCCACAGUCUGGAGCAGCCCUGACAUGCUGGCCAGUCAAGACAGCCAGCCCUGGACGUCAGAUGAGACCGUGGUGGCUGGAGGGACGGUGGUGCUCAAGUGCCAAGUGAAGGACCACGAGGACUCGUCUCUGCAGUGGUCCAACCCUGCCCAGCAGACUCUCUACUUUGGAGAGAAGAGAGCCCUUCGUGAUAAUCGGAUCCAGCUGGUUAGAUCCACUCCCCAUGAGCUCAGCAUCAGCAUCAGCAACGUGGCCCUGGCGGACGAGGGCGAGUACACCUGCUCCAUCUUCACCAUGCCCGUGAGGACGGCCAAGUCCCUCGUCACUGUGCUCGGAAUCCCACAGAAGCCCAUCAUUACUGGCUACAAGUCAUCAUUACGGGAAAAGGAGACAACCACCCUAAACUGUCAGUCUUCUGGAAGCAAACCUGCAGCCCAGCUCACCUGGCGGAAGGGCGACCAAGAGCUCCACGGAGAACCAACCCGCGUUCAGGAAGACCCCAAUGGUAAAACCUUCACCGUGAGCAGCUCAGUGACAUUCCAGGUUUCCCGGGAGGACGACGGGGCGGACAUCGUGUGCUCUGUGAACCAUGAGUCUCUAAAGGGAGCUGACAGAUCCACUUCCCAACGCAUUGAAGUUCUAUACACACCCACGGCGAAGAUUAGGCCAGACCCCCCGCACCCUCGCGAGGGCCAGAAGCUGCUGCUCCACUGUGAGGGGCGUGGCAAUCCCGUCCCCCAGCAGUACCUGUGGGAGAAGGAAGGCAGUGUGCCCCCGCUGAAGAUGACCCAGGAGAGCGCCCUCAUCUUCCCCUUCCUCAACAAGAGUGACAGCGGGACCUACGGCUGCACGGCCACCAGCAACAUGGGCAGCUACAAGGCGUACUACACGCUCAACGUGAACGACCCCAGCCCGGUACCCUCGUCCUCCAGCACCUACCACGCCAUCAUCGGCGGGAUCGUGGCGUUCAUCGUCUUCCUGCUGCUGAUUCUGCUCAUCUUCCUGGGCCACUACUUGAUCAGGCACAAAGGAACCUACCUGACACACGAGGCCAAAGGCUCUGAUGACGCCCCAGAUGCAGACACGGCCAUCAUCAACGCAGAAGGCGGGCAGUCGGGCGGGGACGACAAGAAGGAAUAUUUCAUCUAGAGGCGCCCGGACACCCCCUGCACCCCAGGGGCCCCACGGGGACUGCUGGGGCCAUCACCAACCUGGACUUGUACAGAGCGACCCCAGGGCCGCCCCUCCCGCUUGCUCCCCAGCCCCCCCCCCACCCCCUGUACAGAAUGUCUGCUUUGGGUGCGGUUUUGUACUCGGUUUGGAAUGGGGAGGGAGGAGGGGGGGAGGGAGGGUCACCCUCAGCCCUUUCCGUGGCUUCUCUGCGUUUGGGUUAUUAUUAUUUUUAUAACAAUCCCAAAUCAAAUCCGUCUCCAGGCUGGAGGGCCAGGGGCCCUGGGUGAGGAAAGCAAAACCCUGGAGUGUAGGAGGAGAGUGAAGGCGGCGGGGUAAGGAUAGGGAGCCAAGCCGGGCUGGUGUGGGGGCCCUGCCCGCAGCUCUCCGUCCUCCCCCGCUUCAUGGCCUCCUGGGGCAAUGGGGAAGUGGUGAGCAGAACCUGGAGGGGCUGGAGGGGGCUUUUCCUCUGCUAGUCACGCACCUCAAGUUACGGACAGGGAAGCGGGCCGCCCGGUCACCCCUCCUCCUCCAUGACAGGAAAGGGGUGAAUGGGGGUCCCCAGGAGGUGUGAGCCAGCAGGUGGAAGGCAGCCAUGCAGGGACCCGGGGCUCCCACAUGAGAAGGACCCAGGUCCCUGCCAGGACGGGGUAGUUCUACAGGGGGAGGCUGGCAGAGAGGGGCCUCUACCCCUUGCACCCGAUGUCCAGUGAAGCCCGGCCCCAGGGGCGAGCGCUCUAGCAGCUGUGGGAGAGGCGCUGCUGCGGGCCCCUGGCUCUGACCCGAGCCCUGACUGUCGCACGGCAACCGCGGCUCCCGUCCUGUACGGCCUGCCCUGCCCCUUCCCGCUCCCUCAGCAGCCAGGCAGACGUAACAACAAAAAUACUAAAAGGAGCUUCAGUGCA
Messenger RNA from Mustela erminea (ermine), 2393 nucleotides. It is a transcript of the gene CADM3, whose product is annotated as cell adhesion molecule 3. Gene Ontology annotation, cellular component: presynaptic membrane. The transcript has 10 exons. Gene Ontology annotation, biological process: homophilic cell-cell adhesion. The coding region runs from base 175 to 1467 and encodes 430 amino acids. Lineage: Eukaryota; Metazoa; Chordata; Mammalia; Carnivora; Mustelidae. The record is from RefSeq and is a predicted model, not a curated record.